AGGCGGUGCGGCGGACAGCCCCGGCGGCGGGGCGGGGGGAGUUAUAUUGCGGGGUCCUUCCUCGCUCACCCUGGUUCCUCUCGGAGCGGAGACGGCAAAUGGCGGACUUCGAUACCUACGACGAUCGGGCCUACAGCAGCUUCGGCGGCGGCAGAGGGUCCCGCGGCAGUUCUGGUGGCCAUGGUUCCCGUAGCCAGAAGGAGCUGCCCACAGAGCCCCCCUACACAGCAUACGUAGGAAAUCUACCUUUUAAUACAGUUCAGGGCGACAUAGAUGCUAUCUUUAAGGAUCUCAGCAUAAGGAGUGUACGGCUAGUCAGAGACAAAGACACAGACAAAUUUAAAGGGUUCUGCUAUGUAGAAUUCGAUGAAGUGGACUCUCUGAAGGAAGCCCUCACCUACGACGGCGCACUGUUGGGUGAUCGGUCACUUCGUGUGGACAUUGCAGAAGGCAGAAAACAAGAUAAAGGUGGCUUUGGAUUCAGGAAAGGUGGACCAGAUGACAGAGGCUUCAGGGAUGACUUCCUGGGGAGCAGGGGAGGCAGUCGCCCCGGGGACCGGCGAGCAGGCCCUCCGAUGGGGAGCCGCUUCAGGGAUGGCCCUCCCCUCCGAGGAUCCAACAUGGACUUCAGAGAGCCAACAGAAGAGGAAAGAGCACAGAGGCCGCGGCUGCAGCUCAAACCUCGAACAGUGGCAACGCCCCUCAAUCAAGUAGCCAAUCCCAACUCCGCCAUCUUCGGGGGAGCCAGGCCCAGAGAGGAAGUCGUUCACAAGGAGCAAGAAUGAGCUCUGGUUGGGAGGGAAUGGGGUGUGGGGGAGUUAGAGCAAGACCACAGCCCGGUGGCCCUGGACCGGCCGCCCCGCAGGCACCUUUCCUGCGCCUGACGUUGUCCUCCUUUCUUACAGCGGACACAGAGCUGUGACUGCAUGUCAGCUGUUAACAAGUGGUUUCUAGUACCUUCUUGCUUCGCUCUGUCUCUAGUGCCUGUUAGGUGCUUCCCCUCCUCCCUGCCCAUCUUCCUCCCGUCCUCCCCAGCUCCUGUCCUCGUGCGGCACAGGGGCCCGCAGGACGACGGCAGGCGGCUGGGGCGGCGGCCGGGAGCUGCUCCGUGUCUGUCCUCCUGCGCUUCCUCCUUUAUUUAGACGCUGGCCAGACUCCAGGCGUCUCCUUUGGUUUUCUCAGUGCUUCUUUUCCGACCUGCAUGCUGAGUUCUGUGUUGCUGUGGCUUCCAGGAAGAAGAGAAGGGCUGGCAGCCCGGCCAGCAGACCAGGAGGCACCUGUGGCCCCGCAGGUUGCCUGCUGUGGGGUGACCGGCCCAGCGGCUCAUCUCCGAGGGAGCCGAGAGGAGCAGCAGGGGGCGGGCACGGGGCCGCAGGCAUGUGCGUGUGGGCGCGGUUCUGCCACCGCUCUUUCAGGACAGUGUCCCCAGUCCCUCAGUCUGCUGGGCACAGGUGGCCGCCAGCUGUCAGCUCCCUCCAGGUGGAGGCGCUGCACUGGGCUCCUGCCUGCCUCCCAGUGACUCCUCGUCUCUGCUCCCAGUAGAAGUGACACAGUGAGAGGCUGCUGCACCGCCCACCCCGUAGGUUGACAGUGGAAAUGGGCCCAGGACCCGGCACUUUACUGUUUCACUUGAUGAAUUGAAAAUCUCACUAUGCAGAGCUGUCCGCACCCGCGGCACCUGUAGGUGACUGCACAUGUCUGAGCGUGUCCCUCAUCUUGGGGACAGUCUGUUGCUCCCGGUGCAGUGCUCACCCCUCCCCUGGGGGUGAGGCGUUAGGCAGUGGCGUUUGAACACCACCGUGUGAGCAGGUGGGGCACUGGUUAGCUCCUCUAGCCUAGGGGGAGAGGCCGGCCGAGGGGCAGCCUGGCCUGCGCAUGCAGUGUGCUUAGGUGGCGGUUCCAGCUAGCUGCCACCGGCUCUCACCAGGUCUCAGCAACUCACAGAACUCUCUCCCGCCUUCCGCUGUCAUCCUCUCCGCUUCUGAGAUAAGAACCAUUUGUGUAACACAGUACUUACCUUAAGAAAGACGCGCCUUGUGCGGGCGCACCAACCUGAGCUCAGACGACCUGCUUACCUCCUCGUGUGGAAAGAUAAGAGCAAACAAACUCAUCUAACCCUCUGGGCGGUCCAGUUGACUUUUAAAUGUAAGAAAAGAGUGGAAUUCCAAACACUUAACACAUUCAGCUAUAUGACAGAAAGUAAAUCUAUGGAUAUGGUAUUUUGUGAAUGAUCUUUUAAAUAAAAGAAAAACUUACGUAAUA
This is a messenger RNA of Sciurus carolinensis (gray squirrel), 2262 nucleotides long. RefSeq names its product eukaryotic translation initiation factor 4H (gene Eif4h). Lineage: Eukaryota; Metazoa; Chordata; Mammalia; Rodentia; Sciuridae. The record is from RefSeq and is a predicted model, not a curated record. Bases 99 to 785 code for a protein of 228 amino acids. The transcript is spliced from 6 exons. Gene Ontology annotation, molecular function: RNA binding.